AUGAGACUCUCCAUUUUUGUUGCUGCGGUAGUUAUUGCCGUCGGGGUCAUCGCUUCUCCUCGUAGAUAUAAUAACUCAGAUCUCCUAGUUGAGACUACAGUCGGUACCGUCAAAGGAGUAGUCUCAGAGGAGACAGACAACGUCCGCAUAUUCCGUGGCAUCCCAUAUGCUGAACCGCCGACAGGGGAGCUUCGUUUUCGCCCUCCCUUGAAAAAAGCGCGGGCAACCAAAACCAUAGACGCUGCUGAAUGGGGUCCCGCUUGUCCACAAAUCACAUACAAGGAGGACAAUAUCUACAGCCUAUAUUUCAAGGGGUUUGCAAAACCUGACGAUGUUCCCACGGCUGAAGACUGUCUCCAUGUUAAUAUUUGGGCACCACGCAGCAAAGGCCGAAACGAAGAGUUGAAACCGGUUCUCAUUUUCAUCCACGGUGGGGGUUAUAAUGCCGGCGGCAACUCCUUCCCUUACUAUGACGGUGGUCGCCUUGUCCAAGAUAACCAGGAUGUAAUAUCCGUUUCACUCAACUACCGCUUGAACGUUUUUGGCUUCCCUUCCGCCGCAGGGUUGAACGGGCGACAACUUAAUCCUGGCUUUAUGGACCAGCGUCUGGCGAUCGAAUGGACUCGGGACAACAUCCAGGCCUUUGGUGGUGACCCUAAGCGAAUGCUUCUUUUCGGCGAAUCUGCGGGCGGCGGAUCCGUGGACUCGUAUACUUACGCCUAUGCCGAAGACCCCAUCGUGUCUGCCGUAAUGCCCAUCUCGGGCGUUACUCAAAGCUUCGGCGCGCCUGAAAUGGCACCAAGCAACUUCACAUUUGUUGCUCAGAAACUCGGCUGCCCAUUAUCUAAGGAUGAAGAGCUCGCUUGUAUGCAGAGCAAGCCAUGGGAAGACAUCGAGGAUGUCGUCAACCAAUAUAAUGAGACACAAAACGGCGGAAAGGCUCUAAGCUUCCAACCAACUGUUGAUGACCAAAAUCUCUUCUCUGAUUUCGCUGCACGACUGGCUGCUGGCCGCGUUGCCAAGGUGCCAGUACUCAUUGGUAAUUCUGACCGUGAAGGUGCCUCGCUUGCGGCAAACGAUCUUGGUCCGGCUGUCAGCGAAACAAACAAGCCAUCUGAGCAAGCGAUCAGCGCAGUAACAAACGGAGUCUUCAACUGUCCUGCCGCUAAUGCCACUGCUGUUCGCGCACAAGCUGGCUUGCCAGUAUGGCGCUAUCGAUAUUUUGGAGUGUUCCCUAAUUUAAACCCCUUUACCUGGCUUGGAACAUGGCAUUCUGCGAUUCUGCCCACCUUGUUCAACACGGCAGACAGGUACGGCAUUGAAAAUACCCCAGCACAGGACGAGGCAGCGGCAUAUCUUCAAUCCAUUCUUGUGAGCUUUGCGCGAGACCCAGUCCACGGCCUCGCCGAAAUGGGUUUCCCAGAGUACGAUCCUGCCGGGAAUAAUCUGGUACAGCUUGUAAAGGGUUGUUCCUGGUGUCGUUCAAUGCGAGCACCGGCUAUGAUGGAGCGUGUUGAUAAGUCUUUGAUAUGA
Messenger RNA from Aspergillus versicolor CBS 583.65, 1533 nucleotides. RefSeq lists its product as uncharacterized. The transcript is spliced from 4 exons. Bases 1 to 1533 code for a protein of 510 amino acids. The record is from RefSeq and is a predicted model, not a curated record. NCBI's taxonomy places the organism in Eukaryota, Fungi, Ascomycota, Eurotiomycetes, Eurotiales, Aspergillaceae.